ACAGUAAACUACAGGAUAUGUUUAGGAUCACAUGCUUCUGAUCAUGACAUCAGCACUCAGAUUUAAUUCCUGUGUGAGUUGUUGGAUUAGAAUUAACAGCAACACACAGCGGCUUCACCCGAUGACCCUCUGGCCGAACACACUCCUUCAUGGCAGCGGCGUUCCCGGGAGACGGGUGGAGCUUCUCCAUGUCUUUAUUAGCUUCUUACCUGAGGCUGACUUGCGGUUUUAUACAGAUCAUUUAAAUUGAGAUCAAAUCCAGUUGUUUUAACUUCACUUAAUGCUUCAUUGCUCCAGUUUGGACCUUGAUGGUCAUCCCUCCUAGGAUCGUGUCUAACGGGCUGAUUCAGCAAGGCUGCUCUAAGCCCCGCCCACCCAGCCCCACCUUCCCCACGUUCUCUGGCCUCGACCAAUCAGAGGGCAGCACACGCAGGCGAUGGCGGGACAAAAGCAGGAAGAUGUCAUCAGCCUCUUCUGACGAAGACGAGAGGUUCUUCCUGAACAAUAUGCGACCCAUGACCCCACUGGUCCUGAACCCCGUCAGCGCCACCUCUAGCUGGGACGGGUUUUCUCCGACCUACGAAUCAACGGUCGAUAUGGAGAUUGAGCCAAUUCAGCGGCUUCCGACUCCAGAAGAGAGGAUGAGGCAGCAGGCGGAGGCGGUUGCAGCUGAUAUAGUUCCCAUCAAUGUAACAGGUGAGAGUUUUGAUCGUCAGGCCAGUUUUCGGAAAAUACUGUCUAACAACGACUCACUGACCCACCGACCUCGUAAGCUGAGCCGCCGCAGGACACUCUCUGAAAUCCCAGGAGACGUCAUCCCCAAACCCACGGUCCACAUGGAUCUUCCUGGUCAGUUCUCCACGGUAGGGCGACCCGUGCCCUCGACCUCCAGUCGGCACACUAAGGUGGACGAGGGAGCGAAGCAAGAAACCAGAAAGGAGGGGCAGCUAACAGCAAGGAAGAUCCGAGCCCCCAGAGGAGAGAUGUCCAGCCUCAUGGCCUCCCUUACCACCUCCCCACGUAUAAAAAAACACCCCACCUCAUGCUCCUCCUCCUCUGAGAUCCACAAACCCCCUCAUUUGGCAGCCAACUCCUCGCUGGACUCUGAGGUCAGUUGUAACAGCGCCUCCUACAGGACACUCAGUGCCUCCUCCUCCUCUACCUUCCAGGAUGGACAAGGUUUUCCGAGUGACCUCCAGCCCCUGCUGCCCUUUGACCCCACUGCCAGAGUCAUACCACAGUCUCCUUCCUCCUCUUAUUACCCUUCCUCCCCCAUCACCUACUCUGUCCCAGACACCCGCUGUCACGGGCUGCAGUCUGAGUGGUCUUACCCUAGUGACAGACCCCUGAGUGAGGAUCUUUCCUCCUCUCACUACCCCUCCUCCUCCUCUAUUGCAGAUUCAGUUUCUCAGUUCAGCUACCAGGCCAUGGACGAUCAGACCACCACCCAGCAGGAUUCUCAGUCCUUCUACGAUGGCAGCUCUUGUAGUGGGGAGAGGUGGAGCUACAGGCCCCUCACCCCCAGCUCCAGCAUCCACAGCAGCAACAUCCAGGAGACGAGAUGCGUCUCCGAGGAAGGUUGGAGCUGUGAUCCCCUGCUGUCCUCCGGUCGAUCCACCCCUUCCUGCACUGACAGUAACUCGCUGUGCUCAGAACAGAUGAGCUGCUCCCCCUCUCUAAGAAGAAAGUUCAGCACUUCUUCUUACUACUCCAGCAGCAUCUACCUGCGCAAAUCAAAGCGCCCGCCUCCUCCACCACUGCGCUCGGACUCCUUGAGGCGCAGGUCAGGUUGCAGCAAGCCUUCCCGCUCCUCGCCAAGCCCACGUCUGGACCUUAGCCCCCAUCUGGAACGCAACAUGCUGCACUCACCAACAUCUUCUCCUCAGGCCUUCCACGACCCCUGGGUCCUGCGAAGCACCACUAAAAGACGGCAGAGUGGGGUGAACUGUGGGACAGUCACAACCUUUGAGCCUUUAACCUCUGCUGAUUCCGCCCUUUGCAGUCCCAACUCGACCAGCUCAGGCCACAUGCCUGCCAUCACGCCUGGGUCUCCAGGUCCAAAGGAUGAAGGACUCAGACUUCCUUUCAGCCACCAUCCCCCUGACUCCUCCAUGGCCGGGCUUCAGCGCCUCACAUCUCCAUCCAGCGGUUAUUCCAGCCAGUCUAACACCCCCACCCCUGGGACUCCAGUGUCCUCCCCCCUCAACCCGUCCUCCCCUCUCACACCUAGCCCUGGAGUUUUCUCCCUGCCCCCAGCCUCCCCUUUCUCCUCUUCAUGCUCCUCGUCCUUCCCUCUGUCCCCCACCACCUCCUCUCUGCCCAGGACAAGGUCUCGGGGAGAAGGGAGGCCGAAGCCACCAGUGCCAGAGAGGAAGUCAUCGCUCCUCUCCUCCCUCUCUUCCUCGUUUUCCUCCUCCUCCUCCCUCUCUUCUUACACUUCCUCUGACUCCUCAGCGAGACAUCCUCUCCUUCCUCCUCCACCUCCCCCACCUCCUCUUCCACAGUUUUCAUCAACUUCACCUCCUUCUGCUCCUCCACCUCCUCCCAUCUCCAAAAUUUGCCUCCCUUCUGCUCCUCCUUCUUUUGCCAAACACUCUGUAGCUCCUCCUCUUCCUCUUCCUCCUCCUCCUCUUCCUCCUCCACCUCUUCCUCAGUCUUUCUCUCUUGUGGCUGCUUUACCUCCUCCACCUCCUCCUCCACCUCUUCCUCAGUCUUCCUCUCUUGUGCCUGCUUUACCUCCCCCACCUCCUCUUCCACAGUUUUCAUCACCUCCUUCUGCUCCUCCACCUCCUCCCAUCUCCAAAAUUUGCUUCCCUUCUGCUCCUCCUUCUUUUGCCAAACACUCUGUAGCUCCUCCUCUUCCUCCUCCUCCUCCACCUCUUCCUCAGUCUUCCUCUCUUGUGCCUGCUUUACCUCCUCUACCUCCUCCUCCACCUCUUCCUCAGUCUUCCUCUCUUGUGCCUGCUUUACCUCCUCCACCUGCUCCUCCACCUCUUCCUCAGUCUUCUUCUCUUGUGCCUGCUUCACCUCCUCCUCCUCCUUCCCUCCCCCAGUUCUGCCUCCCAGCUGUUCCAUCUUUUACCAGACCUCUUUUUGCUUCCAAUCCUCUUCCUCCUCCAGCUUCCUCCUCUCUCCAACCCCUAUCCCUGCCCACGCCUCCUCCUCUACCUCCUUCCAUCCGGCCUCCUCCUCCCCCUUACUCCUACGCUGUGAGGAAGAUCAUGCCAUCCAACUUCCCUCCUCCCCCAACUUCCCCACCUCCUCCCUUCAUUUCAGAACCUUCAGACAUGCCUGACCUUCCUCCUCCUCCUCCUCUGCCUGAUGUCCCUCCACCAGUCCCUAACAUGUCUGCAGAUGGUGGUGUUCAAGUAGCUACGCCUCCCUGCCUCCUGGUCACUUCUCAAGCUUUGCAGGGUGUCAGACUUCGCUCUGUCAGGAACCAGGAAGUCCUGCAAGCUAAAACUAACUCAGCUGAUGCUGCGCUCCAUAGCCAAGCUGCUACGUCGGCAGCUAGCACUAAGCAAAGUGAGGAGGCUCAGUUGGACUGCCCUGUGUUGGAUGAAGCUAUCCUUCACUGCAAGGACAACACUGACUUAAACUCUCCUAGUGCAAAAUCACAACUAGCCAUCUGCAAUGUAGCUUGCAGUGAGGCUAACGGAUUACUGGCUAACGCUCACUACCCAGUCAGCACCAAAGUAAAGCAGCCAAGACCCAAUUGCAACAACCAAGCGAUGACUGGGUCCCACAUUAAUGCAUCAAAUUAUUUUAACAACCAGAGAGUAAAAGGCAGCUUAUUUAUCCAGAGUAGUACUGGUACUACACCAGAUACCCAGUCCAGUAAACAAGAAAGACAGGAUUUAGACAUAAAUCCCACUCAAGUCUCCAGUCCUGUGAGUCCUUGGGUCAAAAUAUGUCAUGAUACUGACACAAAUGUCCAAACUCCUCCCCUAGAACAUCAGAUAACAGCAGCCGAGUUAACAGAACCUGCAAAUAAAAGAAGCGAAAACCGGAUGGAGCUGUCAGAAAGCAAAAAAGAAGAAAAAACUCUGAGUCUCCGUGCAGCUGAUGGAGAUUCAGUCUUUACUGAUGUGAAACACAAUAAGCAGGACUUUACACCGGGUACCCCGAGGAAGCUCCGCUCGCCUGAGAAGCCACUUCCACCAAAGAAGCCUGAUCUCUGCAUUCUGGGUUUAAUGGCAUCCCCCAAGACCAGAAAAGGGCAGAGUGUUCGCAACAGCAGUGGUCAGAUCACAUCACCUUCUCAUGGGCUUGACGGCCCAUCACAGCUUCCCGAUGGUUCUGUCUGCACACCGCUGUGCACACAAGCAACCCAUAAAACACCAUCACUGGAGAGCAUUGGGGACAAACCAAUAACGCCUGCUGGCUCGAUGAAUGCCACACCCUCACCUGCCAGCUCCCCAAAGCGGCAGAAGCCUCAGAUUUUGCCCAAGAAGCCAGAUCUCUCACUGACAUCUCCAAAAACAGCAAAACAAGUCUUUGUAUUGAAAACUACUGAAAGUAAACUCAAAGGGACGACUGAGGCCGGUAGCAUUUCACAGACUCAGACCACCAUGGGGUCCAGUAGCACCUUAGAAACUAUGGGCAAUAUAAUGGCUAAAGACACUUUCAAUGAGAUGAGUUGCACCUUAGGGCCCACGGAUAUCUAUGACAACUUUGGCCCCACUGAGAUUAAUGGGCUGGAAACCUCAGGAGCCCAUGUAACUACCUCCACCUGGACAGUUGGAGCCCACAGUGGGGUAAUAGAGCCUAUCUCUGGUGGAGUCAUUGAGACAAGACUUUAUCGGGAUGAGGAGAAAACAUUUUAUAGGAGGAUGAUGAGGUCGUCGCUAGCUGAAGAUGAAAAGGAAGAUGAGGAGGAGAGGGCCGAAGAGAGAGGGACGAAGACAACCAUGAUGAUGGUCAUGUCAUCAUCCAACAAAAAGGACAAAGCAAAGAGAAGGAAAAGGAGGCUGGGCAGGCAGCUGCUGAUGAUGUCAUCAACCAUGAAGCCUGCCCCCUCAUCAUCAUCAUCGUCCUCAUCUUCAUCAUCCUCAUCCGAGGAUGAGCAAGAUGUGAUGAAAGUCAGGAGAGAGCGGCUGAGAAUGAUUAAAGCAUGCAAUCAAGAGACGAGUGACUCGGAAAGUUCCUGCGCUGUGAUUGGUCAGAGCAGGUUCUCGCUCAGCAGCGCGCUGUCCACUGACAGCCUGCGGGGGGAGCUAUCACUGCCUGACCUCCUGAUCCAGGAGCCAGACGAGGAAGAGGAGGAGAAAGGAAAAGAGGGAGCACAGAGGAUAGACGAAGAGGCCAAGGAGGCCAGGAGAAGUCUAGAUGAUGACGUGUUUGUCAGUGUCUCAGCAGACCAGAUGUUUGUCUCUGGCCGACCACGAACCACAGAGGAUCUGUUUGCUGUCAUCCACAGGUCCAAAAGGAAGAUACUUGGAAGAAGGGAUAUAGAACAAGAUAGGAAUCGUGUCUUUUCCUCCUCUUCCCACUCCUUGGAAAGUCGAGUUGACCCACCUUCUCAACAGACCCGACCAGCAUCCCACCGGAGUCACAGGUCAGUGAGGAGCGAGAGCUUCAAGGCACUCCUGCUGAGGAAGGGCAGUCAAUCCGAUUCAUCCUGUCGGAUCUCAGCAGUUGAACGGCUUCGCGUCGUCGUGGCUCCAUCUGCUGCCACGGACCUCCAGGUGGCACGGCUGCCUCCUCCAUCACCAGUAACACCUGUAAACUCCUCCCACAUGGUGGCUAACAUCAGCACCCCCCUGCAUCUGGGUGUCCAGGUGCCUCCCUCUGCAUCUUGUUCUCUCUCCAUGAUGGUUGGAUGUAGGCGACAAGUUCAGACGCACAAUCACCUCGUCCUCACCUCCUCUUCCUCUCCUUUCUUGGUCCUCUCCUCUGUCCAUAUGCGACCUCGCUCCCUCACUCCUCCCUGCUCUGCCAGUCGGCACUUCGCAGCUCGCUGCCGCCUCUUCGCCGCCCCCAUGACGGCCAUCUUUGAAGGGGAAGGCGAGGAAGAAGAUGGGGAGGUAUUGGUUCAAUCUCCAGGAGGCAGCGGAGACUCCAGCCCGAGAUUGGUUGACUUUUCUUGAUGGACAGAGGUAGAAAAAUCUAAUCUGAAUGUGUUUGAACUUGAUUAGGACGGUAUUGCUCCACCGCGGCUGGCCGGACUGGACCUAGUCGGACUGAACUUAAUCGAAUGUACUGAAACACACCUGCUGAUGGACACGUGACCAGAAACAAGAUUUCUGUGUGAUGAUUGUAUACCUGUGAUCUCAAGAAAACAAACCUUCCUGUUACUAAACUUCCUUUAGGUUGUUGACUGUUUUGCACUUUUUUUCCUCUUUGACACAAAACUUAUUUUUACAAGUUUGUUAUCUGGAGAUCACAGUUUAAACGUAAUAAGUUAGAAUAACGAUAAUAUGCAGUAAUAUUUAAACAUUUUCUGUUUUCCAUUAUAUCUGCUGAAUUUUACUGUCAGUCUGUAGUACAUUCAGUAGGUUAUACCACUUACCAAACAAGUGACAUCUUACGUCUUUUAAACUUAGAUAAACUUCCUUAAACUUUAACUUAAAAAAUAAAAUUAAAAUAGUAAAAAAAAAGCAACUCUGUAACAACCGUUUAAAAUCUCUGAAAACUUUUUAUCCUUUCAUGUAAAUUUUUAUUCCUUUUGUGUCUAUUUUUCAGGGUCAUUGUGGAAAACUUUGACUGGUAGGAUCAUUACUGAGACCAGAUGGUCUGAUUCUGUAAAUAAUUCCGUUUUUUCCUCUUUUUCAUGUUUCUACAAGAUUUGCAGCUGGAUUGUUGAUUCUUAUCUGUAGCUAAAUCUUAGCUUCCAUCUUAAUGACUCAGUUUCAAGUCUCAAAAUAAGAACUUUUUUGUUUUGUUGUCUGAACAUAGCAGAUGGUGAGAAGAAAUGAUGCUGUGUAACUUUUAAAAAUGGAGAUUUUGAGUUCAGAUUGACUGUAAUUACCUUUAAAAUGAGUAAAUGGAAAUGGAAAACUGGAGGAAAGCACUGUGAGAAGAAAUGUUGCAGGUAAGUGAUGAAUCAGAGGAGAUGGAAACUGAAUGUUUGAUAUGAGAAUGAAAGAAAAUGGAGAUAUAUGUGAGAAGAAUGAAAAUACAAAUAUGAUUAAAUAAAUGAAGCAAUAAAGAGCAAACUGAAUACAGAAGCUGCAAUUUGUCUUUCAUCCUUCAAGAUGUUCUUGAGCCGUUAGCAUGUUAUGCUAGCAGCUAUCUACGACACAAAUUCUGAAAAAAGUUGUGACUUUAUGUAAAGU
Messenger RNA from Melanotaenia boesemani (Boeseman's rainbowfish), 7277 nucleotides. It is a transcript of the gene nhsl1a, whose product is annotated as NHS-like 1a. Lineage: Eukaryota; Metazoa; Chordata; Actinopteri; Atheriniformes; Melanotaeniidae. The coding region runs from base 309 to 6089 and encodes 1926 amino acids. Gene Ontology annotation, biological process: cell differentiation. The record is from RefSeq and is a predicted model, not a curated record. The transcript has 7 exons.